AUGGAACGUUUCCCUUCAACGUGAUUCUGCCCCUUCCUCAGUUGACCUUCACUACCACUGGCGCCUGGAUGACCCCUCUUCGAGUUCUGACUUCUCUUUUGUCACGGAUGCUAUUAAAACCCAUAAGGAAGGGACCAUAAUUGCGUGGGUCCCACAUCUCCGCUUCGUUUCCUCCGUCAGAAGUCGCUGUGUAAUUAUGAGGGCCAAGUGGCAUCCUUAGGUGAUGAUAACUAGAGUGCUUCAAUCCAAAGGCCCAUGCUGGCGUUCCCGUGGAUCAUCGGACAUUGAACAACAGCCUGCCUCGCCGCCAGUUUCGAAGAUCAUUUAACACUCCCGAUUCCACUCACCCGGACGACCAAGCCAGAGCUUCUCAUCCGUCCCCUGAGAACCCCUGCAAACCAAACGGCAACCUCUAGUUCAUUGCAUCCCACGGUCCCGCGUCAGGCUGUGAGGCCCACACGCUGAACCAGCCAUCUCCCUUAUCCGUCCCCCGCGAAGACCGCACUAUAUAAGUAUCCCUCCCGCUCGCCUCCAUCGCACCCAUCACUUCACGUCAUCAGCCAGCUCUCUUUCCUCCUCAUCCCCAGGAGACGGGUCGUCACCUUCUCCUUCAGACACCGGUUGCUCCACCGAUCCGCCCCGCUCGUAACCCCACCGCAGGUCCACGUUCCACCAAUGGCGCAGCAGACCAUCGAGGCCCACCGCCCCGGCGCGGAGAUCUACACGGGCGACGACCUCUGCCGCCAGAAGGCCAUCGACCUCCUCGAGGAACUCAACCUCCCCAGGGGCCUCCUCCCCAUUGAGAACGUCGAGGAGAUCGGCAUCAACCGUCAGACCGGCUUCGUGUGGCUCCGCCAGAAGAAGGCCCUCAACUACACCUUCCGCAAGGCCGGCCGCCUCGUCUCCUACGGCGCCGAGGUCACGGGCUUCGUGGAGGACCGCCGCAUGCGGCGGGUGACGGGGGUGAAGUCCAGGGAGAUGCUCGUCUGGAUCCCGCUGGGAGAGUUCUUUGUGAACCCCAAGGACUCCACCAAGAUCACCUUCAGGACGCCCGCGGGACUCUCGAAGACCUACCCGGCCUCGGCCUUCGAGCUCGAGGAGCAGGGAAACCAGAGAUUAACUGCGUAGUACGUACCCGGAUUCGGUCGCUCUACAUCUUCAAAAUUGAAUCUGUACCCUGAAGCAACAAGAUGGAAUUUUCCAUCGCGUUAAAGCUCACAAUUCUUUUGAUUUUCACAAGAUCGCUGUGUUCCCAAUUGUUGAGAAUCUUGCCAAACGUUCGGGUGAAAAUGUCUCCCUAAUUUUUGAGGAUCUUUCCGCUGAUAAUCGCAGAAAUUUCUUAGGAAUAGAGAAAAUGGUGAGUGAACAAAUGGACGAAGACAACUAGAAAUGUCGGCUGGAGAUAUAACCAGAAUAUGAUGUCCUGUCACAUUGUGAAGGGGGAGAAUUAUCGUUUGACCCGCGUACGCAAACUAAGCCACCUAAAUGCUACGAGCUCGACACAAGCGACCAGACAUCAAGUCUCCUGAGCGAUUAUCGCUUUUGAAUACCGUGAAUCAAUGAUUUAUAUUUACAAUUGAAGUUCACAUCUCUGCCUUGACGACACCUACGCUAUACAACCACAACCAACCGACUUUAACCCAUUGUUGUCCGCCGAGCAUUGUUGCGUAAAGUGAAUGAACUCACUUUAUGUGCAGAAGACGGGCAUCCAACAAAUGUUGACCGUCCGAGAUAAAACACAAAAGAACAGAGUGCUAGAGCACUUGUAAUUUAAGUAUGGGGCAUCCCGUGAUUAAGCAUUGGCCGUGGGACAACCAUUCUCACGUUAGUAAUACUCAUAGGUUGGUUGGAAGCCUCUAGAUGCGUACUACCGAGGCCACUCGAGCCUCAUGAGAAAUCUUUGAUGUUCAGACCAACUUGAUUGUCUGCUGGCUCUCCCCACAACAGUGCGGUUUAACCCCCUUCCACCGUGGAUGAACCUAGGCAACUCAUUUUCUGUCACAUUAAAAUUAUAAACAAUUGGUUAUAAUCAAGAGAAUAACGAUUAAAUAAUAUACUCAUGCGCCACGCUGCAAAGUCUACGGCAAACUGGUAUUGCAAAUUGGUAUUCAACACUAAAAUAGAUUUCAAAAAUGAAAGUCAAAGGAAUCAGGAUUGAUAUUGCCGCUGAGCAUUUCCCUUAAAGAAAAGGUUGGAUAUACGGAAACAUGGACCAUAUUCGUAGAGUCAAGAAGAUAUUUAAAAAUAAGGGAGUGAUGGUGGGGGUGGAGGGAAUGAACUAAACGCUAAUUGGUAGUUGGCAGGGAGGUGGCCUAUUGGUGAUGAAUGCGGGUUCAAAUUCUUCACCAAGUUCAUUGUAUUUUGUGCUUUGAUUAUCCACUUGUGAGCUUAGGCCCCUACAUAAUGAAUAACGCUGUUCCAUGAGUCCGCCGCAUGUCAACGGGCUGGGCGCAUGUGACAGGUGGAACCAUAUGCACGAGAGACGAAGUUGGAAGGCACAUCAUCACGAUCUUGUCGCCGUCUCUCUCUCUCUUUUCACUCCGCACGGCAGUAGUGCUGGAGUCCACCAUGCAAGACUGCCAUUAGAAAGAAAAUUCACUUCCAUUACGAUACAAAAAUUUUAAAUUUCGGUGAGGCGUAAUCGAGAUCAAUAGGCCUGAACCAACGAGCAAUUUAAGGCAAAAGGCCUAACAUGGUCUGGUUCAAGCAUGAUGGUUGUCAUCGUCGAUGAGUACCUUAGGGCGGCAUCAGGACCAAAGAAGAAAAAUCUAAACAACCGCAAAAAUAUUACUUCCUCCGUUCUUACAGUGAAUACAUUAUAGAGAUAGCUUGCUCAAUAUAUUUCAAGACAUCCCUAGUGAGAAAACCCCUCAAUUCCUCUACGCCAUUCACUUAUCGUUUACGCAGAGCCAGUAUCAAAUGCACGACACACACUGGUAAAAGCCAUCUUUUCUCCUCUUCAGACCGAUGGAUCUUCUUCUAAUCAUGCAAGUCCAUAACGACUCGAAAUGAACGCUCCAUAUACCUAGACGAGUGAGUCGUAGCACAAGCGACGAAGGAUCAUCCCAACAAGGUUUUUUGAAUAGUCUGGCUGAUUAACACCCAUCAUUUACGUCUUUCCGGGCACACUCUGACAUCUUACGUUGAUGGCAUCCCGAGUUCAAGCUUCCGAAGUCGUCCUCAUUCAGUAUUCGAGGAAAAAUGGCAAGGAGACGGCAGACUGUCCUUCUCUCCUGCUCACGUUUAGCAUAAAUAUGAUGACUGGAAGAUGAAAGAAAAAAGGAAUCCAGAGUCAACGUAGCAGCCUUUGUGAAAAAGAAGCUAUCUUUCUCUCGUUCAUCCCGAGCUAGGGCAACGAACAAUGAACAUUUUAUAGAACAAAUGUUUCAAUGAACGCGCAUGUAAUUAUCAGGCGAGUAAUCUCUGGUUUCCCUGCUCCUCGAGCUCGAAGGCCGAGGCCGGGUAGGUCUUCGAGAGUCCCGCGGGCGUCCUGAAGGUGAUCUUGGUGGUGUCCUUGGGGUUCACAAAGAACUCUCCCAGCGGGAUCCAGAUGAGCAUCUCCCUGGACUUCACCCCCGUCACCCGCCGCAUGCGGCGGUCCUCCACGAAGCCCGUGACCUCGGCGCCGUAGGAAACGAGGCGGCCGGCCUUGCGGAAGGUGUAGUUGAGGGCCUUCUUCUGGCGGAGCCACACGAAGCCGGUCUGACGGUUGAUGCCGAUCUCCUCGACGUUCUCGAUGGGGAGGAGGCCCCUGGGGAGGUUGAGUUCCUCGAGGAGGUCGAUGGCCUUCUGGCGGCAGAGGUCGUCGCCCGUGUAGAUCUCCGCGCCGGGGCGGUGGGCCUCGAUGGUCUGCUGCGCCAUUGGUGGAACGUGGUUCUGCGGUGGGGUUACGAGCGGGGCGGAUCGGUGGAGCAACCGGUGUCUGAAGGAGAAGGUGACGACCCGUCUGCUGGGGAUGAGGAGGAGAUACCGGUUGAUAAGUGCCUGGAGGGUUCGGGGAGAGCGGGGUGGGUUCUUAUAGAGCACGGUUUCCCCGAGUGACUUGUAGGACGGACAGAUGGUAUAACGCGUGGGUGUCACAUCCGGGCGUGCGACGAUACUGAGGGAAUGGACUUAAGGCGGCGAUUAGUCGGCAAAGGUUUGGGAGCCUAGGGUUGGGGGGAUGAAUGGGAGGUUGUGCUUUCGCUGCCGUCGUAGCUGAUCCGGCGGGUAUUUAUUGGUUGCUCUGAGGGACGGCCUUGUACGCAGUUGUUUGACCUCGGACUGCUGGGUUGGAAGAGCAUUCAAUUCAUCGUCCGUCCCUCCAAGAACCUAGUAGCCUCCAGUUCGGUCUUAAAGUCUGUCGGCCGGCUCCGAAUCUGUAUCUGACGUUGAUGUAUACGAUUUCUUCACACCCUAACUCCCCCGCACCCCAUGCAGUAACCCUCACUAUCUGAAAUAGUCCACCCUUGGAUUAGGGAUUAUUGCCUGGUCCACAAUUGCCUCGGAUGUUUGAGCGCACAUUCGAGAGUGGCGGAAAUGUGGAACCGGUGAGGCAGAAGGAGAGUCAUGGAUACUAGAGAAACCGCGAGGUGGGGGGGCGCGGGGACGGACCACCGACUAUGCAAGCGAGAGCGAUAACUAAGCGGAGAGGCAGGGAGUGUUGGCAAAAGAGGGUGGGCACAGUUUCUGACGUCCCCAUACGUAGAUACUCCACCUUGUGAAGUCAUUCGCAGACCAGAUCCCUAACCGAAAAUUUACCAAGGCCGGACAAUCUUGAUGCUCAUCGUUUCCAGCAUGUUUGGAACGUUUCCAUUCAACGUGAUUCUGCCCCUCCCUCAGUUGACCUUCACUACCACUGGCUUCCCUUUUGUCACGGAUGCUAUUAAAACCCAGAAGGAAGGGACCAUAGUUGCGUGGGUCCCACAUCUCCGCUUCGUUUUCUCCGUCAGAAGUCGCUGUGUACUUAUGAGGGCCAGGUGGCAUCCUUAG
Messenger RNA from Spirodela intermedia, 4971 nucleotides. Lineage: Eukaryota; Viridiplantae; Streptophyta; Magnoliopsida; Alismatales; Araceae. The record is from the annotation of a GenBank genome assembly.